Molecule: messenger RNA, 929 nt
Organism: Pristis pectinata (smalltooth sawfish)
Lineage: Eukaryota; Metazoa; Chordata; Chondrichthyes; Rhinopristiformes; Pristidae
Product: glutamate--cysteine ligase regulatory subunit-like
Exons: 7
Coding region: 71-922 (283 amino acids)
Biological process (GO): glutathione biosynthetic process
Cellular component (GO): glutamate-cysteine ligase complex
Molecular function (GO): glutamate-cysteine ligase catalytic subunit binding; enzyme regulator activity
Source: RefSeq, a predicted model, not a curated record
UGCAAAUGAAACUAUGUUCAUCUAGAGGCCUGGAGUUUUAAUUUUGCUAUUGAGUUUGAUAUCUUGUUCCAUGGACGUUCUGGCUUCUGAAAUGACUGACCUGAAUUCCCAGAUGCCUGACUUCAGUUCAGUGAAAUCAAUCACUGUGUAUACUGGUAACGUGGUGAGGUGGUGCCAAUCUGCAAGAAGAUAUCCAAUGACACCGGAGCAAGAGAUUCUGGACUGUAUCAAGGCUGCUUUGGUUGAAUGGGUUUCAAAGUUCAAUCCAGAUCAAGUUGAACUGAAGGGAUUAGCAGAGCACGUUGUUUGCAAUCUUAUGCAGGAUCAUGAGAGGAUUGAAACUAAAGAGAGAGAAGACAUCAAAUUAUCAGCCAAGCUGUUCAUCUGCAGAUAUGAACCUGGAAUCAUCAAAGAGGCUGCAACGAGAGUCUGUUUAGAGCUGGGAGUGGCUCAGCUAGAUUCCAUAAUCCUUGCCCUGCCCCCAUUGCCAGAAGGGAAAUGUCGAUCCCUAGAAGAGCUGCAGCCUCCUUGGGAGGAGCUGGAGUCGCUGAUCCGAGAGCAGAAGGUCAUGUCAAUUGGAGUGUCAGACUUGGACCAGAAACUACUGGAGGCCCUUUGCCUAAGUGCACAGGUUCAACCAAGCAGCUGCCAGGUGAACCUUGCCUCUUGCUGCGUAAUACCACCUGAACUGACUGCCUGGGCUGGUGAAAAUGGCAUUCAAUUGUUGACCCAUAACGACCCUGCAGAUAUCCUCCCAGUUGAACUCUUCCAGGAAGCCCUCAGUGCCAGCCUACAGGACCCUGGCAUCUCUGAGUGGGUACCAAGGUGGAUCCUUCGCUACUCAGCAAUCAUCAAGCACAGAGGGGUCAUUGAGUCAAAAGGGUAUGUGAUCAAGGCAGAGAGAAGAGCAGAGCAUCUCUGAGUCUGCC